Triticum aestivum (bread wheat) is the source of this 684-nucleotide messenger RNA. Its product is annotated as UDP-glycosyltransferase 83A1-like. The coding region runs from base 1 to 684 and encodes 227 amino acids. The record is from RefSeq and is a predicted model, not a curated record. NCBI's taxonomy places the organism in Eukaryota, Viridiplantae, Streptophyta, Magnoliopsida, Poales, Poaceae. The transcript is spliced from 2 exons. Gene Ontology annotation, molecular function: UDP-glycosyltransferase activity.
AUGGCCGCAAACGCAAACACACUGUCACACUCCUUUCUUGAGAAGAACUAUGUGAGAGACCUUGUGAGCCUUGGAGUGGAUAAAUGGAAGGAGGAGGAGGUCUGGGUCCGGCUGGACCAUGGUCCUGCCCAACAUUUUCGCUCCGGCUUCCUGGACACGACGCAGUUCCAAGAGCUCGCCGACGGGCUCGCGCUCUCCGGCCGGCCGUUCCUGUGGGAGGUUCGGCCAGACUUAACCAUCGGAGCAGGGCAGGAUCAGUUCGACCUCGAUGCGUUUAAGCGCCGCGUGGAGGGGAAGGGGCUGGUGGUGGGCUGGGCGCUGCAGCAGCGGGUGCUCUCGCAACCAGCCGUGGCCUGCUUCGUGUCGCACUGCGGGUGGAACUCGACCGUGGAGGGCGUGCUGCACGGCGUGCCGUUCCUGUGCUGGCCCUACUUCGCCGACCAGUUCUGCAACCAGAGCUACGUGUGCAACAUGUGGGGCAUCGGCGCCAAGCUCCGGCGAGAUGGGCGAGGGGUCGUCGCAAAGGAGGAGGUCCGGUGCAAGGUCGCGCGGCUCCUCAGUGAUGACGAGGGGGUCAAGGCGAGGGCGGCGGCAUGGAAGGAGGUCGCGUGCGGCAGCAUCCAGGAGGGAGGGUCCUCGCAUGGGAACUUGCUCAAGUUUGUCAGCUUGCUAAGACAACAAUGA